This is a messenger RNA of Urocitellus parryii (Arctic ground squirrel), 183 nucleotides long. RefSeq names its product small integral membrane protein 31 (gene Smim31). NCBI's taxonomy places the organism in Eukaryota, Metazoa, Chordata, Mammalia, Rodentia, Sciuridae. The record is from RefSeq and is a predicted model, not a curated record.
AUGGAGCUUCCAUUCACCAACCUAGAAGUGGCAUUCAUUUUACUGGCUUUUGUUAUCUUUUCCUUAUUUACCCUGGCUUCCAUCUACACUAGCCCGGAUGACAAGAAUGAAGGUAAAGAGAGAGAACUCUUUGUGGCUGCCCUCUGUUUCCUUUCUCUUCACCACCAUCUUCUGUAUGGUUGA